AUUUUCGACAAUUUCAACGCAAUCUGUCAUGUCAGUUCAUUCCAUUAUUCCGGUUUACACUUUUACAUUAUCUAUUUUCUUUUUUAAAUACAGUUCCAUAUUCACGUUAAUUUGUUGUUUACUGGUCGUUUCUUUGUAAUUAAUUCCAUAAUUAUAUGUCCUUAAAGUUGUAUAGAAUCUAGUUUAUAGAUUAUGGAUCGCCUUCUUCGACUUGGUGGUGGCAUGACUGGUCUGUCCCAGGCGCCACCUCCUACUGAUGCGCCUGUAGUGGAUACUGCAGAACAAGUAUACAUCUCAUCCUUGGCUCUCCUAAAAAUGUUGAAACACGGCCGUGCCGGAGUACCUAUGGAAGUCAUGGGCCUCAUGUUAGGUGAAUUUGUUGAUGAUUAUACAGUACGUGUGAUUGAUGUAUUUGCUAUGCCCCAAACUGGUACAGGAGUUUCAGUAGAGGCUGUCGACCCUGUAUUUCAGGCUAAGAUGUUAGAUAUGCUUAAACAGACUGGUAGACCUGAAAUGGUGGUGGGUUGGUAUCACUCACAUCCAGGGUUUGGAUGCUGGCUGUCAGGUGUUGACAUAAAUACCCAACAGUCAUUUGAAGCUUUAUCAGAACGAGCAGUAGCUGUUGUUGUUGAUCCUAUUCAAUCAGUUAAGGGUAAAGUUGUCAUUGAUGCUUUCCGUCUUAUCAAUCCAAAUAUGAUGGUCCUUGGUCAAGAGCCUAGGCAGACAACAUCUAACCUUGGUCAUCUCCAGAAACCUUCAGUACAAGCUCUUAUCCAUGGUCUAAACCGUCAUUACUAUUCAAUCAGCAUUAACUACAGAAAGAAUGAAUUAGAGCAGAAAAUGUUGCUAAAUCUCCACAAAAAGUCAUGGAUGGAUGGUCUCACAUUAUCAGAUUAUAAAGAGCAUUGUUCUAUUAAUGAGACAACUGUCACUGACAUGUUAGAGCUAGCUAAGAACUACAACAAGGCUUUGGAAGAUGAGGAAAAAAUGACACCUGAACAACUAGCUAUUAAGAAUGUGGGAAAACAAGACCCCAAGAGGCAUUUAGAAGAGAAAGUAGAUGUAUUGAUGUCAAACAACAUAGUACAAUCUCUAGGAGCUAUGCUUGACACUAUGGUAUUCAAAUGAUUGUGCAAAAGAUUUUAUAUUUUAUUACUACAGUUAAGAACAGAGGAAAAAAGUCUCGCAAAUCUGUAGUGAUUAUCCAUUCAUUCUAGGAUACUUAUGUACUAAUAUACUUAGUUGUAUCUAUUGCAGAAUAAAAUAAUUUCACCUUUUUAAUACUA
Achroia grisella is the source of this 1286-nucleotide messenger RNA. It is a transcript of the gene Rpn11, whose product is annotated as 26S proteasome non-ATPase regulatory subunit 14. The transcript is spliced from 4 exons. The record is from RefSeq and is a predicted model, not a curated record. NCBI's taxonomy places the organism in Eukaryota, Metazoa, Arthropoda, Insecta, Lepidoptera, Pyralidae. The coding region runs from base 193 to 1128 and encodes 311 amino acids. Gene Ontology annotation, molecular function: proteasome binding; protein binding; metallopeptidase activity. Gene Ontology annotation, cellular component: proteasome regulatory particle, lid subcomplex. Gene Ontology annotation, biological process: proteasome-mediated ubiquitin-dependent protein catabolic process; protein deubiquitination.